Molecule: messenger RNA, 2170 nt
Organism: Papaver somniferum (opium poppy)
Lineage: Eukaryota; Viridiplantae; Streptophyta; Magnoliopsida; Ranunculales; Papaveraceae
Exons: 2
Coding region: 155-1390 (411 amino acids)
Source: RefSeq, a predicted model, not a curated record
CUUAAUAACCUUUGCAGCAACAUUCGAAUCUCAACAUCUUUUUCUCAAUACCUUUUUUCAUUCAAAAUCGUCAGAUUGUUUACAACAACCUUUUCUAGGUCAAACAUUCAUCAAGAAAUUAUUCAAGAUUUUCCAAGAAUUCUAGAUCUGGUUCAUGACAUCCACGAUUGUUUACAGAAGACGCAAAAACAUGGCUUCUACUUCAAAUUCCGCUGCUAUGAUUGGUACUAAUUCAAGUAACUUUACAUUCCCUUUCACAAAUAUUUCCAAUUUUGUCUCUGCAAAAUUAGGUCAAAAUAAUUUUCUUUUAUGGCGAGAUCAAAUGGAAUCAAUUCUUGUUUCUACUGAUUUAUUCGGUUAUGUUAAUGGUGAUAUUGUUGAAGCUAUUAAGAAUGUGGAAGUUGAUGGAGUUUUAACUCUUAACCCUCAAUGGGUUAUUUGGAGGAAAAUUGAUUGUUUUGUUACUAGUUGUAUGAAAGCUACGUUUAUAUAUUCUGUCUCUGGAGAUGUAUUAGGUUUAUCUACUGCUAUGGAAAUUUGGGCAUAUCUUGAAAUUACUUUUCGAAGUCAAUUAAUGGCUAGAAAAAGUAUGCUUAAGAAUCAGUUGCAUAAUAUUAAGAAAGGCAAUCUUACAAUCUUGGUUUACUUGCAAAACAUUAAAACAAUAGCUGAUUCUUUAGCUGCCAUUGGAGAAAAGAUGAGUGAUUCAGAUUUGGUAAUGUAUGUGUUACACGGCUUAGGCAGAGAAUUUGAUACAUUUGUGGUAGCUGCACAAAACAGGGAAACACCAUUCACCUUUGCAGAAUUAAAACCAAGGCUAUUGAAUCAUGAGCAAUGGAUUAUUGAGCAACAUCAAGAUUCUAGUACUAUUUUUGAUCAGCAUCCUACAACCCUUUAUGGUAAAAAUGGGAAUGGUGGAAAUAAUUUUUCUGGUCAUGGUAGAGGCAAGCCAAAGAAUAAUGGGUAUGGAAAUUUCAAGCCUAACAAUGUUUUUCAUUCAAAGAGUAAUCCUGGUCAAGGUAGUACAUCUGGACAGGGUAAUGGUACUGGAAGUAGAAGAGAUUUUUCAUGUGUUGAUUGUCAGAUUUGUCGAAAGAAAGGACAUUAUGAUAGCAGGUGUUAUUUUCGCUAUCACCCUCCGACUUUUACUAAUCCUGCUAAUGAGGCUCAGCACAAUUCUACUCAACAUGCCUUUACAUCUUUUAAUGAAGCCAGCACUUCAGCUCAACAUGAUUAUGAUGCUCCUUCUACUUCUUAUGCAACUCAUUGGAUUUCUGAUUCUGGUGCUACUGCACACAUGACUGGGGAUGCAAAUUUACUUCAUAAUUCUUCUUCUUACAAGGGCAACGAUCAUGUUCAAGUUGGCAAUGUUUUAUCCAGAUGGGUAUGAAAGUAGGGACAUAUACUCUGAUGUUCUUCUUGCUUAUGGAAAAGUAGUCAAUAAUUUGUAUCCCAUUCCUCAUAUUCUAACUAAUCAUUUUUCAUUAUCAGCAACUUUAUCUGCUCCUUCUCAUGUGUGGCAUGCUAGAUUAGGUCAUCCAUCUAAUCUAAUUCUGCAAAAACUUAACUCUGCAACAAAUUUUUUGAAUUCUGCACUGCCUUCUACUUUGUGUCAUCCAUGUCAACUUGCCAAGAGUAAAAAUCUUCCUUUUCAGUUGUCCAACUCUCAUGAGCAAAAACCUUUGGCUUUAGUGCAUUGUGAUGUAUGGGGGCCUACAAUUCCAUCUCUUAAAGGUUAUAGAUAUUAUAUUCUGUUUGUUGAUGAUUAUAGUAGGUUUCAUUAGAUAUAUCCAAUGGAACUGAAAUCUGAUGCUUCCAAAUGUUUUCUGCAUUUCAAAACUCAUACAGAAAAUCAGUUUUGUACGAAUGUUGCUACAGUCAUAUUAUAAACUUCUUCAGCAAUCAGAUUACAAACUUCUUCAACAGUUUUGCUUUUUAGUAGUAGUGUUUUUCAUUUCUUGUUCUUUAUGAUUCAAACUGUUAUCCUGUGUCUGGUAAUAACAGUUUGAGGGGGUGUGUUAGACUGUGUAAAUGUGUGUGUCAAGUCAACAUUAGUUGACUUGACUUGUGUCUGUGUGAAGCACUUGUGUGCUUGUAUUAUUUCUGUACACAUAUUGUUGUUGCCUUAAAUAGGCAUCAUUAACUCUAUAAGAACUAUCCAAUUAUUGAA